This is a messenger RNA of Aphanomyces invadans, 854 nucleotides long. RefSeq lists its product as hypothetical. The coding region runs from base 190 to 792 and encodes 200 amino acids. Lineage: Eukaryota; Oomycota; Saprolegniomycetes; Saprolegniales; Verrucalvaceae. Gene Ontology annotation, biological process: negative regulation of transcription by RNA polymerase II. The transcript is spliced from 3 exons. The record is from RefSeq and is a predicted model, not a curated record. Gene Ontology annotation, molecular function: transcription corepressor activity. Gene Ontology annotation, cellular component: chromatin; histone deacetylase complex.
GUCGCGCGCCGUGGGCAAUCUCCAUGGAGUCGUGUCCUGGAUCGUCCACAACAGCGCAGCCGCCGCAGCUCAUCGCGGACGGCGCGGUCUAUUUCUUACAUCAGGUCAAGCAAGAGUUCGCAGAUCGCCCAGACGUGUUCAAGGAGUUCCUCGGGAUCAUGAAGCAGCUCCAGAGUGAAGCGUACUGACAUGACAAGAAUCAAUCGCUGCGUUUGCAUCGAUGUGGCUCUCGUUAGGAUCGACACGCCAGCUGCCAUGCGUCUUGUAUCGACGCUCUUCCACGAUCACCCCGACCUUCUCGUUGGGUUCAACACCUUCCUUCCUCCCAAUCAGCACAUCCAGCCAAAGCCCCUGGCGCGAUCGACCUCGGCACAUGCGCAGACGCCAGCUGCAGACUCGAUGUCAGCGCACCCGACGACGAACCAAGGGCACGUCUACCUUGAACAGGUGUCCUCUAUGGAAGCUGCGUGUCUAAUCAGGAGAAUGCUGUCUUGCAUGCGAUCUAGGUCAAGCAAGCAUUCGCCGACCAACCAGACCGUUUCAAGCAGUUCAUCGCGCUUGUCAAGGAGUUCCAAGCCGAGCGAAUCGACACGAGGGACACCUUGCGCCGCGUGGCCGCACUCUUCGCGGGCCACCCCCGUUUACUCGACGGGUUUCGCGCAUUUCUGCCGCCGGGAUAUCCGCUUCCUCCCGAUAUCGCUGCAUUGUAUCAAGUCAAACCCCCACUUGCCAAACAAAGUUGACAUGCCAUCAGUGCAAUGUCGAAAUUUCGACAACCUCUUCAUCUACUAACACAACAUGCAGCGAAACCUGGCAUCUCUUCGAUCAGUUGCAAGAAUCACGACAGUUUUGCU